Molecule: messenger RNA, 1158 nt
Organism: Rhizophagus irregularis DAOM 181602=DAOM 197198
Lineage: Eukaryota; Fungi; Glomeromycota; Glomeromycetes; Glomerales; Glomeraceae
Source: RefSeq, a predicted model, not a curated record
AUGAAUAAAGAAAAUGAAACUCGAGUUUCAACAGAAUCUAAUGAAUUAAAUAUUUCCGAUAAAAAUUCUAACAUCAACCUUGAAAAUUGUUGUUAUUAUUGUAAUAGACCAUUUACCAAAGAAUUAUGGUAUGAAGAAUGUGACCCAUUUAGAAUGAUUGAAGGACCAGUGGAAAUAAUGAUAUUGAUAGAUUUAUCAAAGAUACAAUUUAUUAGAUAUACUUCAAUUUAUUACGUAAAAAAUGAUGAGAGAUUUCUUGAAUGGAUAACAUUUGAUAAAUUUGAAGAUAUAAAGCAAGUUGGUGAAGGCGCAUUUUCCAAAGUAUAUUCUACAAUAUGGACUAAUUGCAAAACAAAAUAUUCUAAACAAGAUGAUGGAAGUUGGAAAAAAGAAGAAUCAAAUCCUAUAAAGCUUAAAGUACAUUGGAAUUCAAGUAGAACCUCAUUAACUUUUUAUGGUAUGACUAAAGAUCCAGAGACUAAAGAAUUUAUGAUGGUUUUAAAAUUUGCAAAUCAAGGAAAUUUGAGAAGUUUUUUCUCAAAUAAUUUUAACAACAUUUUAUGGGAAGAUAAAAUUAAUUAUUUGUAUUGUUUAAUAUAUGAUCUUGAAAAUUUACAUAAUAUUGGAUAUUAUCAUAAAAAUUUACAUAGUGGAAAUAUAUUACAAAUCGAUAAUAUACCUUAUAUUUCAGAUUUUAGAAUAUCUGAACCAUUAUUUAAACAAAAAUCUGAUGAUAAAAUAUGUGGAGUAUUACCAUGUAUUGCCCCGGAAGUUUUGAAUGAAGAAUCAUAUACAUUUCUUAGAAAACAUGAUGCUAACUUAGCAUUAGAAAUAUAUAAUGGGAUUAGACCAGAAUUUGGAAAAGGAACUCCUGAAAUUUAUAAGGAACUAGCUUACAAAUGUAUGAAUGUUGAUUCAAAUCAAAGACCAACAGCCAAUGAAUUGCGUAAUAUUUUAAUUUUUUGGUACUGUUCUUCUCAUGGUGAUAAAGAAUUUCAAGAAGAAGAAAAAUUUGGAUAUAAAGGAAAAGAUAUUAAGGCUAUGUUUGAAGAAGCUGAUAAAGAAAUACUAAAUAUUUCGACUUCAUAUGAAAAAAACCCUGGUGCUAUAUAUUCUAGUAAAGUAUUUACUUUUAACAAUUUAAAAAAUCUAAAUUAG